GACUAUGACCUUAUCUAUUAGCUUUGAAACUAUUAAUAGUGAGCCAAUAUGAACCUCAUCUUUUUCAAGUAUACCAGAUUAUAAGCAGUACCAACUGGAAUUUGAAACCAUGAGCAAACAUGUUUCAAUUACACUUCCUCUUACGUAUAUAUGGUGGGCCUUGUAUUAUCUACUAUGAACUAACAUUUAAGUUUCACUUAAGCAGCUAACAUUUGAUUGCAGGUGGCUGCUUUAUUAGCCAUUCCUUGACAAGGUGGGGUAUGCAUUCUCAAGACAGUACCAUGUGAUCUCUCAUGCAGUGAUGUGCAUGCAUUCCUAUCAUUUUCAACAAUCUUUUAUCUUAGAAAUAGUUUUCCAUAGAAUCUUAUAAUCUAUAAAUACAUUUGCUCCUGCCUUCAAAAAAUAACACAACUCAUUGGCAAUCUUAAGCAUCAAACACUUAAAACCACAUUCUUCUUUGAAACUUGGGGAACUUUUCCUUGCUGUUAUUCUUACAUAUAUACUAAAAAAAAAAUGGGUUUCCGUUUACCUGUUAUUCGAAGGACAUCAUCAUUCUCAGGUAGCCAAGCAGCUUCGAAAUCUGUGGAAGUCCCAAAGGGGCAUCUAGCAGUGUAUGUCGGAGAGAAACAGAAGCGGUUUGUGAUCCCCGUUUCAUACUUGAACCAACCUUCAAUCCAAGACUUGUUGAGCCAAGCUGAGGAAGAGUUUGGAUAUGAUCAUCCUAUGGGAGGUCUAACAAUUCCUUUUCAAAGUACUAGUAUUUCUUCGACACAUAUAAAAAUGGGUUUUCGGUUACCCGGUAUUGUAAGAAAGGCAUCAUUUACUUCAUCUUCAAAAACUAUGGAAAUUCCAAAAGGUUAUCUUGCAGUUUAUGUUGGAGAGAAAAUGAAGCGGUUUGUGAUCCCUAUAUCAUACUUGAACCAGCCUUCAUUUCAAGACUUGCUAAGUCAAGCUGAGGAAGAAUUUGGGUAUGAUCAUCCAAUGGGUGGCCUCACAAUUCCUUGUGAAGAAAAUAUGUUCUUAGAUAUCACUUCUCGCUUGAGUUGAUGCUAGCAUCAUCAAGAUUAGGCUGACUUAGAAAUAGAUUACUUAACACAAUUUUUGUAACAAUUUAUUGCCCUGAGAAAGAUUUUCUCCAUUUUUUGUUAUCCUACUAUUCAUCUCAAUGAGAAAUUUAUGCACAUAAA
Molecule: messenger RNA, 1187 nt
Organism: Arachis ipaensis
Lineage: Eukaryota; Viridiplantae; Streptophyta; Magnoliopsida; Fabales; Fabaceae
Product: auxin-induced protein 15A-like
Biological process (GO): response to auxin
Source: RefSeq, a predicted model, not a curated record